AUGACUUCCGAUGACAUUCAAAAGGAGCUUGCGACGUGUUGUGCACAUGAAGUUACCAAGGUGAUUAUGGAAGAGCUUGAUGAUAGACAAUUCUCCGUGCUUAUUGAUGAGUCACGUGAUAUAUCCGUCAAAGAGCAAAUGGCGGUGAUGUUGAUGUUUUUGAACGACAAAGGGCGUGUUGUCGAACGAUUUAUUGCUCUACAUCAUGAUAAAGAUACUACAUCUGAGUCAUUAAAGGAUGCUUUUUAUGGUAUUCUUGAUAAGUAUACGUUAUCUGUUUCAAGGAUACGAGGGCAAGGAUAUGAUGGAGCUUCAAAUAUGAGAGGUGAAUUUAAUGGUUUGCAAAGAAAGAUUCUAGAUGAAAAUCGUUAUGCUUUCUAUGUCCAUUGUUAUGCUCACCGUUUGCAAUUGGUUGUUGUGUCUGUUGCUAGUAGUUGUUCAUCUAUUCAUGAUUUCUUUGAGUAUAUCUCUUUGAUUGUGACCACAACAAGUGCAUCUUGUAAGAGGAGGGAUGCUUUGACGGAGGCACAACACCAAGAUAUUUUAAAUAAACUUGAGAGUGAUGAGAUAUCUAUAGGAAGGGGGUUGCACCAAUCACAUAGUCUCACUAGACCCGGGGAUACUAGAUGGGGUUCACAUCAUACUACAUUGAUUCGUUUAGAUCAAAUGUGGUCCUCCGUGUUAAAAGUGCUUAGUAUGGUUGAUGAAGAUGGACGUGGACCAUCUCAAGCAGCGGUUGGUGAUGUCAAAGCUCGGUUGGCCACAAUGAGAGAGAGUGGUUGGGAUAGUUUAUUUUCCGAUGUUCAAGAAUUUUGUGUUUCUAGAGGUAUUCCAGUUCUAAAUAUGGAUGACGAAAUACCGGUUCGGGGUCGUUCAAGGGUAGAAGGGAGGACUAUCGCUAAUCUUCAUCAUUACCGUGCAGAGAUUUUUUAUGUUGCUAUUGACAAAAUAUGUGUGGAGAUGGAUCACCGCAUUAGUGAAGGAAGUAACAUUAUCCUUGAUUGUUUCUCAUGUCUUGAUCCCAAGAACUCUUUCUCCAAGUUUAAUGUUGAUAAGGUUGCUCGUCUUGCUGAUAUUUAUCAUGAAGACUUUUUUAAUGAUGAUCGCAGAACAAUAAGGGAUCAACUUGACACUUAUGUUCUUCAAAUGGUUCAAACUGAGAAACAUUUGGUAUUUCCAUUGGUUUACAAACUUAUUGAGUUAGCUUUGAUAUUGUCGGUGUCUACAACAUCGGUUGAAAGAGCUUUUUCAGCAAUGAAUAUUAUCAAGUCUAAAUUGCGCAAUAAGAACAAUGAUGUGUGGUUCAAUGACUUUAUGGCUUUAUAG
Vicia villosa (hairy vetch) is the source of this 1326-nucleotide messenger RNA. RefSeq lists its product as uncharacterized. The coding region runs from base 1 to 1326 and encodes 441 amino acids. The transcript has 5 exons. The record is from RefSeq and is a predicted model, not a curated record. NCBI's taxonomy places the organism in Eukaryota, Viridiplantae, Streptophyta, Magnoliopsida, Fabales, Fabaceae.